AUGUGGUGCUUCGGAUCAUGUCGUUCACAAAUGUCCUCAGGUUUUCCAAUAACUGGGACUCCAGAUGGCGGAGUUCCCAGUUAUUCAAUGCCAUCAUCUAUUCUUUCCAAUAACCCAAUUUUUAUUCGUGCUCAAGUUAACAAUGUUUACCGUCACAUCGUUUUGGAUACUGGCUCGGGCACUACUAUUAUAAAUCAUCGUUUCUUAAAACAAAUUCCGCACGCUAGCUUUCGAUCUAUUUCAUCGUCUUAUUCUUCUGCAAAUUGUACGUCGCUUGUUAUUAUUGGUGAAGUCGAUCUUAAUAUACAAAUUAACAACAUCGUUACCACCAUCACUGCUGCUGUUGCUACUUGUCUUGUCACUGAUUUGUUACUUGGCACUGAUUGGAUUAAUAUUUAUGUACAAUCUCUCGAUAUUGCUAAUCAAACUCUAACUAUACAUGAUGCACAGGAUCAAUUUACAACUACUUCACUUCUUCGUCAUUUCGAUUCAUCAACAACUUCAUCCGUAUCACUUGUUCAUUCUAUUACAAUUCCGAAAUAUUCUACGUCUACCGUUUCCGUCAAAAUUCCGUCGCUCGAUAAUACAACCGUUAUUUUUGAACCGUCUUCAAAAUUCACAAUGGAACCUAUUUUCAUUCCGGAUUCGUUAAUCAAUGUUCGAAAUCAUCUUUCCAUUGUGUCGAUUACUAAUCAUACCGAUCAUUCAUAUACUAUACCGCAAAAUACUUGUCUUGGAACUGUAUCGAUCUCGUCAAUCAUUUGCACCAUGUCAUCAUCCAAUACUUCUGAUUACCAUUCUUUUUCGGAUGUCUCAGAUCCUAGUUCAUCUGAAAAAUAUACUUGUUAUGUUUGUCAGGACGUUUUUCUCACCAACAAUGAUCUUCAUCAUCAUCUACGUGAACGUUGUUUUCCCGUCGAUCUCUGCCAUCGUAUCGAUACUCUAACAUCACAUAUUACUGAUUCUACGUAUCGCACUCACAUUCAGAACAUUCUUUGGAAAUACGGUAAACUCUUUGAUGUUCGUUAUCCGUCAAAAAUUAAUUUUAUGCUUGAGAAUGCCAUCGACACUGGCUCUCAUCGUCCUGUGUAUACUACUCCAUAUCGUCGUUCGCCGAAGGAUCAUGAAAUACUCAACGAACAAACAGCAAAUCUAUAUAGUCAGAACAUCAUUGAACACUCUAAAUCACCAUGGUGUUCUCCUGUUGUUCUCGUAAAAAAGAAGGAUGGUGGAACCCGCUUUUGUGUCGAUUACCGAAAGCUCAAUGCUAUUACCGUCAAAGAUUCUUUUCCACUGCCGCGUAUCGACGAUAUUUUCGAUCAAGUAUCUCAAGCUACUUACUUUACCAAACUUGAUUUCAAAAGUGGAUACUUUCAAAUCCCACUUGCACCAGCUGAUCGUCCAAAAACUGCUUUUUCCACACGUGACAACCAUUAUCAAUUCACUGUUCUUCCACAAGGUGUAAAAAAUGGUCCCCCAACGUUUCAACGUAUCAUCAAUGAAGUUUUAGGUCCAGAUCGUCGGAAAUAUUGUUUAGCUUAUAUUGAUGAUAUUUUAAUUUUCUCACAAACGCUCGAUGAUCAUCUUUUACAUCUCAACGAAGUCUUUGAUUUACUUCAUUCGUUUAAUUUUCGUUUAAGUGUUGAAAAAUGUACAAUUGCUGCUGAACACAUCAAUUACCUGGGUCAUCAUAUUCAUCAUGGUCACAUUCGUCCAAGCACUGAUAAUGUUCGUGAUUUGCUUGACUCUCCGAUACCGACUACACCACAAGAAACUUUUCGAUUCGUUAAAGCAGCUGAGUAUUUUCGGAAAUUUAUUCCGAAUUUUUCUCGAAUUGCCGCACCUUUAUACAAAUAUACACCAUCAUCACGGAAUCCUGAUACUAUUCCAGCUACUUCAUCAUGGACUUUAUCUUCACAUGAACGCGCUGCAUAUGAUCAACUGAAACACAUACUUUCUACUGAUUUGGUUUUACACCUUCCAAACUAUGAUUUACCAUUCAAAAUUCAAACGGAUGCUUCGAAAGUUGGUAUUGGUGCUGUUUUGUUACAAACAUCUCCUGAAGGUGAUCGCCCAGUGUGUUAUUUGUCAAAGAAAUUUUCACCUACUCAACAACGAUGGCCUGUUAUCGAACAAGAAUGUUAUGCUAUCGUGGUAGCUAUCGAACAAUGGCGUCAUUACCUACACGGACGUCAUUUUACCGUUGAGUCGGAUCAUAAGCCAUUGGAAUCAUUCACCAUCAAAUCCCAACUCAAUGAUAAAUGUGAACGCUGGCGUUUAAAGCUACAAUCCUAUGACUUCACUAUUCGUCACAUUUCUGGCACCACCAACGCCAUGGCUGAUUUUUUAUCUCGCUCACCGGUACAUUCAGUCGUAGCUGAUCUCGAUUCUGAUCUUCCAACUACUUUCGUUUCUACAGCCACUCAAACUACUGAUGAUUUUCUUGUGACACCCAGUAUUAACAUGGUCACUACUCGAUCUCGUACAAAACAAACUGCCCUGCCGGAUCAUGCUACUAUUACCACUUCUACGAACAAUUCUUCUAGCGCUUCACCUCGUUCAACACAUUGUCCAUCAGUCGAUGAUCUUGAAAUUCGUUUUACUGGUGAUCUUUCAGUCUUACAAGCAGCUCAACAAAUCGAUCCAACUGUUCAACACAUCAUACAUAACAUCCAUACUUCACCAUAUAACACUUCGUAUCUCAUUUCGAAUGGUCUUCUGCUACAUAAAACUUCUCGUUACAAGCCUGUACCUUAUGUUCCAGCUGGUCCAAUCCGCCAGGAUAUCAUGAAGAUUUACCAUGAUACACCAGCUAAUGGUGCUCAUUUUGGUCGCGAUAAAACUCUUCAAAAGGUUCAAGCUCGUUACUAUUGGGAUACAAUGCGCUCUGACAUUACUAAUUAUAUUCAAUCAUGUUUUCGUUGUACGCAAAAUAACCCUGUUCGUCGCAAACCACCUGGUCAUCUGCAAUCUAUUGAACCUCCAGAUGGUGUUUGGCAAUUGCUGGCCAUGGAUUUCCACGGGCCUAUCUUUCCUACGAGUCAGCGUGGUAACAAAUACAUUAUCUCUUUAACUGAUAUUUUGUCGAAAUUUGUUAUUGCCAAAGCUGUUCGCGAUUGUACUGCUACUACCGCCGCUCGUUUUAUUCAAGAAGAAGUAAUUUGCAAAUACGGCACACCAAAAUGUAUUCUAACUGACAAUGGCACUCAUUUUACUUCUAACAUGUUAAACGAACUUUUCAAACGUCUUGGGAUCGUUCAUAUGUAUUCCACACCGUACCAUCCACAAACGAAUGGUCAGAUCGAACGUUUCAACAGCACGAUGGAUUCAAAAAUUGCUUCGUUGUCCAACUCUUCUCGUUCUGACUGGGACGAUCAAUUACCAUAUGUUAUUUUCAAUUAUAACACCAGUUCUCAUUCCACUACAAACACCAUCCCAUUUGAACUCAUGUAUGGUCGUUCACCGAUACUUCCUUGUGACAUGCAAGAUCCUAUGGUUUCACUACAAAUCGAUCCUCAAUAUUCUACCAAACUGCGCGAACACGUCUCAUCUCUCACCACUAAUGCUCAACAUAAUCUUCGAUCCAUUCAACAAACAUACAAAACUCGAUUCGAUGCUAAUCGUUCAAAUCCUUCGUACGCCAUUAAUGAUUUGGUGCUCAUCAAGACAUCUAAAUCUCGUCGCAAAUUCGAUGUUCGUCAUGAAGGUCCAUAUCGUAUUAUUCAACGUCUUACGAAUAAAACAUAUAUUGUGCAACACGUUCAUCUACAUCAUUUAACACAACAAGUUACUGUCGAUUCUAUUAUUCCAUUAAUUUCACGUCACACAUCUACUUAA
Adineta ricciae is the source of this 3837-nucleotide messenger RNA. The record is from the annotation of a GenBank genome assembly. Lineage: Eukaryota; Metazoa; Rotifera; Eurotatoria; Adinetida; Adinetidae.